Molecule: messenger RNA, 2480 nt
Organism: Xenopus laevis (African clawed frog)
Lineage: Eukaryota; Metazoa; Chordata; Amphibia; Anura; Pipidae
Gene: slc35b1.L
Product: solute carrier family 35 member B1 L homeolog
Exons: 11
Coding region: 27-1289 (420 amino acids)
Biological process (GO): UDP-glucose transmembrane transport; transmembrane transport; UDP-galactose transmembrane transport
Cellular component (GO): endoplasmic reticulum membrane; Golgi membrane
Molecular function (GO): UDP-glucose transmembrane transporter activity; transmembrane transporter activity; UDP-galactose transmembrane transporter activity
Source: RefSeq, a predicted model, not a curated record
CGCCCUGUAGCCUCAUACUGAAAGGAAUGGCAGCAAGGAAAAAGGAACUGACAGCUAGCAGUGCGGUGUCCUUUACUGAUUGUGUUCAGCCUGCAGAGCAGAUGCAAAGUUCCCAUUUGGAAGAAGCGAUUCAGGGAAGAAUGGAGAGCGGAGAUAAGGGGACGUUACCUUCAGACGCAUCUCUUUGCCGGGACCUUAUGUCUUCCAGUGACACGGGCAGCCCCGGGCAGGGUCCUCGCUGUGUGCGGGCUCAGCAGCUGUGUAUGAGGGCUACGGCAGAGCGAGAUGUGCGGCUGGACUUGCCGGUAACAGGAGCAGCGGGAGACAUGAGUUCAGCGCCGGCCUCCGGGGGGCUGCGACUCCUCGUUUGUUUCCUGGGGGUGUUUGUGUGUUACUUUUACUACGGCAUCUUGCAGGAGACAAUAACAAGGAGGACGUAUGGGGAAGGAGAGAAGCAAGAAAAGUUUCGCUUUGCUCUGUCACUGGUUUUUGUCCAGUGCAUUGUUAACGCUUUGUUUGCCAAGCUUUUGAUCCAAUGCUUUGACUCUGGGAAAACAGACCGGACACAGAGCUGGCUCUACUCUGCAUGUUCCCUGUCUUACCUGGGCGCCAUGGUCUCCAGCAAUUCAGCUCUGCAGUUUGUCAACUACCCCACACAGGUUUUGGGGAAAUCCUGUAAACCAAUCCCAGUCAUGCUCCUAGGGGUGACGCUCCUCAGGAAGAAGUACCCUCUCACCAAGUACCUGUGCGUGCUCCUCAUAGUAUUCGGAGUGGCACUCUUCAUGUACAAGCCCAAGACCGGUUCUGGUGAUGGCGAUCACACUGUUGGUUAUGGAGAAUUACUUCUGCUGCUGUCUCUCACCCUAGACGGUCUCACAGGAGUGUCUCAGGAUUACAUGCGGGCGCAUUUCCAAACAGGCUCCAACCACAUGAUGCUUAGUAUUAACCUGUGGUCCAGUUUAUUCUUGGGAGCAGGCAUUGUGCUCACCGGCGAGCUCUGGGACUUCUUGAGUUUCACAGAGCGUUACCCGAGCAUCGUCUACAAUAUCGUGCUCUUCAGUCUGACCAGCGCCCUGGGACAGACCUUUAUCUUCAUGACCGUGGUAUAUUUCGGACCGUUGACUUGCUCUAUAAUCACGACGACCCGGAAAUUCUUCACGAUCCUGGCCUCUGUCAUCCUGUUUUCUAACCCGAUCAGCAGCAUCCAGUGGGUUGGGACCUUACUUGUGUUUUUAGGUCUGGGACUGGAUGCAACGUAUGGAAAAGGAUCCAAGAAACCAUCCCACUGACUCCUCGUGCCAGGAGCAUCCAACAGACGUCAUUAGACCUUACGCACUGUUUUUUAGUUUAGAAUUAUUCUUUUUUUUUUUUACCAGACAAGUCCAAUUUUCAACGUAUUUUAUUGAUAAUGGAAGGAUUUCAUUUUUAACCAAAGGAGGAUGGGUACAUUAAAGAAAAAAAAAGAAACUGGUACAAGUUGCUCCUUUCUUUAGUAAAGUAUAACGUUUUAGGUGGGGAAAAGAUCCUUCAGUUGUUGUUUUUUGUUUUUUUUUUUCAAUGACUUAAAGGGGAAAAUAUGCUGUAUAUCCAAGUAGGGUAGGCAAUUCACCUUUACUACUGGCGUAGGUUAUUCUGUAUAGGCAUCCAUAUUUAUCUGCAUUUUGGUGUUUAUUCUUAUCCCUAAGGGAAGCCAUGAUUGUUCUGAUGAGGUAACCGCAUCCACAGACAGAACUCUGCCCUCUAGUGGCUAUAACUGAAUACUUCUAUUAAUUUAAAACCAGCAGCAACCCUGUUGAACUGGAGCAUCCAGCAUUCCAAAGACUUUGGAUUAGGGAUACCAGACCACUUGAUAUUUCAGGAGCCUGUCAAUAUGUUUAAAUGUGUUUAGGUGGGGAAAAGAUCCUUCAGUUGUUUUUUUUCAGUGACUUAAAGGGAAAAUGAUGCUGUAUAUCUAAGUAGAGUUGGCAAUUCACGUUUGUUCACUAAAAGGUACUGGCAUAGGUUAUUCUGUACAGGCACCCAUAUUUAUCUGUAUUUUGGUGUUUAUUCAUAUGCGAGAGGGAAGCCAUGAUUGUUCCGAUGAGGUAACCGCAUCCACAGACAGACUGCUGCCCUCUAGUGGCUGUAAUUGAAUACUUCUAUUGAUUGAUUUAAAACCAGCGGCAACCCUGUUUAUCCAGCAUUCCAAAGACUUUAGAUUAGGGAUUCCAGAUCACUUGAAAUUUCAGGGACCGGUGUAUGAAUUAGCCGCGCUCCUGAACAUUCAACGAUUUUUGUAAUCCUCCUGUAUAUGGUUGCAUAUCCGUUCAACUUGACAUAGUGUUUUUUUUUUAGUUUCUGUGCCACGUCCGACUAAUCCAACCCCCCAUAAGUAAUUAUGAAACUGCUUCAUUUUAUUUUUCAGUCGAAUUAUUAUUAUUAUUAUUAUUUUUUUCGAAUUGAAUGCAUUUGUUGGUAAAUAAAAGAUGUAAUGAAUAUUA